AUGCCCAGUUAUCAUGGAGAACAUGCAUCGAAAUCUAGGUCAAAGGUCAAACCCGUUUUUAAAAAACUGAUACAGAGCGAAAAGAAUUCACUAGACCUGGAUCGACCAGCUGCGGAACAAGAGGAUGGCCUCGGGAUAUUUGAUUAUGGCGCUGCCUACACUUCCCGUUCCUCUCACGACAUUGCAUACAACAGUAGAGAAGGGGGAAGAAGAGGAUUUCAUGCUCGCUCAACCAGUGGCACAUCUCAAUUUUCAACAGCAACAACAGGCAGUGGCCAACGUGCCGGAUCAUUUAUACAUCCUUUCCAGCAAACACCGAGACCAUACACUCCACCCUUAGCUGCUUCUUAUCAAAACUCAAUUCGCGAAAGUGAAGCAACAAACAGCAGUCCUGCACUUACCGAAGAUGAGGAUCAGUUACGGCAUACUUUCCGUAGUACAGCCAAUCUAUCGAAUCAAGCAAACUCAAUAACUGGUUCAACAAAUCCUAUGCUGCAGCAAACCCUAAGAAUUCAAACAAAGCUACCUCCGACCUCCUCAAGACUUGCUCUUGCGACCUCACAUACAAGUCUCGCCCUAUCUCCCGAGCUGACCUCACCACUCGAUACCAUGUCACUCACUUCACCAUCUCUCCGACAGUCCAUGGAAGGAUUUCGAAUUCGCAGUCGCAGCGAAGUUGAUAAUCGUCUGCGUUCGGAAACUAUACAAGAGGCACGUCGAAAGUUCCAAGAGAAAGAGAAAGCCAAAGAAGAAAAGGCAGCAAGGGAGGAGAUUCGAGUAAUGGAAAAGAAACAACAGAAAGAAGCAAGACAGAUUGAAAGAGGACAUCGUCGUUCGUCUGCUAGUGACAAUGCAGCUACACGACCAAAGCGAUCUAAGUCUGAUCUUACCAUACAUGAGAAAGUUGAAGGACUUUAUGGACAGAAUUACAAUACCGCAUCAAUUUCUACUCCUCCGUUUAUCGCUGAAGAACUUGGUUCACCAGGCAGAAGUCAUACUGCAAUGUCAAAUACCAAGAAGAAAACACACAGUGCUUGGACAAAACUCAUGAUGUGGUUGAGAACUCGGUUCAUGCGACUGGGUAAGAAGACUGGCAAGAAAUAA
Sclerotinia borealis F-4128 is the source of this 1104-nucleotide messenger RNA. The record is from the annotation of a GenBank genome assembly. NCBI's taxonomy places the organism in Eukaryota, Fungi, Ascomycota, Leotiomycetes, Helotiales, Sclerotiniaceae.